AUGCCUCUAGUCAGUCUUGCAGAUCUUGCGUACGCCGGUAGAGAUGCCUAUGCCUGUUUUCAAGAUGACGAAGAUGUUGACACGCUCAGUCAGGCGAUUGGAUUCCUUCGAAUCGUCAACAAUCAUAUUCAAUUACCAUUUGUACUCGCUGACCUGGGCUUGUACUUACAUGACAGAUAUGGACUAGCUGGGAAUUCAUCUGAUCUUGAUGAGGCUAUCAUUUUCGAGAGUGAAUCUCUCGCUCGCAUUGACCCUGAUCACUCCGAUCGGGCACGGAUUCUCAACAACCUGGGCCAAUUCUAUAGCUCACGGUUCGAGUCAACCUCAAUCCCAAGUGAUCUACAGGAAGCCAUCGACCAGGCCCAUCUCGCCGUGAUGGAGGCAGUCAAGCAUGAGGACGAGAUGGCACCUGAGUACUUGGACAAUCUUCUGGAACUUGUUGCCACGCAGACAAGCCAUUAUGCUAGUGAGAAUGAUUCAACUAAAACUUUCGACAAGAUCGAAGAACUCUUGGAGAUUGGACGAAACAUAACAAAGGCCAGACACUACGAUCAGAUUGCAAAUCUCUACUAUAUCAAGUCCGAAUUCACAUCUCAGCUAUCCGAAUUACUCAAGGCCAUCUCGCAUGCUGAGAGUGCACUAGAUGCAACUAAAGACCCAAGCUACCGGGCUAUUAGACUGACAAACCUUGCCAACUAUCAGCUUACAUUGUACGAGAGAGGCUUUCAAGGAGAUAUCCUACAAGAUGCCAUCCACAAUACGAGAGAGGCGGUCGAGCUCGCUAGUCACGGCAUAGACAAUGCCUUGGUCGAAAGGAUGGCACUUGCAAGCGCGCUUCACCACAAUUACGAUUGGAGCGGUCAUCCGGAUGAUCUCAAUGAGGCGAUUAAGAUAGGUCUACAAGUCGUCAAUGCAACUGAACCUGAAGGUACAGGCUGGGUGGACAGAAUGCAGAACUUUGCAAUCUUUGUCAGAACGGGAUUCAAGGCUGACGGUGCCAUUGAUAAUCUGACUGUUGCCAUCGACCUGCUUCAGCAGGCAAUGAAUAACGAAAGCCUUCCCAUCGAAACUCGACGCGAUUCUGCGGCGAUAGCGUUGGACUUGCUAGCCGACAAAUACCAGUCUACUAGAUCAGACCAGGACUUUGGCCUUGCACUAAAUGCUUAUAACACUUCAAUGGUUCCACAGUCCGAGGAAUGUGCUGCCCCUGAGAUGAUUUGGAAGCGACAAUCGCGCGCAACAGGAACAAUCUCCACACUCUUUAGGAAGAGAUUCGAAUUUUCAAAGGAUCCCCAAGAUAUUGGUACUUCUGUUAUUUUGGCACGGAAAUUCCUCCCAGUUGCGGAUUCUCUGAAUGAUGAUGGUUGUGCAAGUGCCUUGGCACUUGCCCUAUGGACCAACUUCCGAGCCCGUGGCGGGAUGGAGAAGCUUGAUGAAGCCGUCGACUUGGCAACGAGGAUUGCGCAACACCGAUCGCCUGGAGGUGCAGAUUCCGUUGGUGGGCUGUCAAACUUGAGCGGGAUCUGUCAAACGAGAUACGAUGCCACAGGUAAUGAGGCGGAUCUGCAGACGUGUCUCGACUCAGCCCUCAAGGCAUUGAGUGCCAUGAUGCCAAAUACCAAUGUAACCCUUCGAAUUGCAUUGUUGCUAUCGGCAAGUUCGGCAUAUAUAUCCAAGGCAGAGAGGUAUGGAGAUCUGGAGAAUGUACAGCUCGCUGUCAGAUACGCAUCAGAGGCGAAGGACUUGGCUGAGGAUAGAAUGUUGGACGUGGAUGUCUCGGCGUCACUGGACUUGUCCUUGUCCCAGGCUCUUGCUCUCCGCUACCAUCGCCUCCAAGCUCUUGAAGAUCUUGCCGAGGCCGUGGAGACUCUCCAGCAUGCCAGAGUCACAGCUUCAGAGCAUCUUCUAUUUCCGACUGUGCUGAAUAAUCUAGGUGAGACACUGAGACUCCAAUUUUCGAGAACGAGAAAUGCAGAGUGUCUCAUCGAUGCUAUUGGUGCCCUGGAAGAGGCCCUUUUAAUGGCAUCAGCCAAAGACCCGGCAAAGGCAAUGUAUCAAAGCAACAUCUCACUGAGCCUGUACGAUCUCUUCGAAGUCACCAAGGAAUCCGAGACACUGGAUAGCUCUAUAGAGUCUAGUGAGAUUGCUAUCCAAGAGACAAACAUAGGGAAUACACAGCUUCCGGAGAGGCUAAAUGUCAAUGGGAGCUUGUAUGCCGCUAGGUUUGAGCUCAGCAACGAGGAUUCGGACAUGACCAAAGCGAUCAGCCAGACACAGGCUGCCAUAGACACAUCGCCAACCGAUAACCCCCAAUGCGCAAAUUAUUACAACAAUCUGGGGGGAUAUCUGAUGAGGCGCAGCUUGGCCCGAGAGGCCAAGGACAAGGAGACCUCUCAAAGAUCAAAAGAAGAUAUGGAAGCCUCACAUGAAGCCUACAAGCAUCUGCUUCAUAUGUCCGGCGCCACUCCCCUACAGAGGGUCCUAGCAGGCUACAGCGCCUCGUCGAUAGCAUUCAACCACGGAGAUUUGAAAGGCGCACAGGAAAUGAUGCACAAGGCAAUCGAGAUGCUUCCCAAGAUAAGCCCACUUGCACUUGACCGCUCAGACCAGGAAUACGCUUUGAGUGGUAUAUCAGGACUUUCAUCUUAUGCUACGUCCAUUGCCCUGGAGGCUGGUUGUGACGCUUCGCAUGUUCUUCAGUUGCAAGAGGCUGGAUGUGGAAUAAUCGCGAGUCUUACCAUCUCAGCUCGUAACGACGUCAGCGAUCUGGAGGCCCAGGCUCCUGAAAUUUCAGCUGAAUAUAAGAAAUGCAGAGACUUGCUUUCAUCACAAGCCCCGGUGUCAUCACUAAUUAGUGAAAGGGCAGAUUCUAGGGGACCUCACGGAAUGGAUAGAUAUGAGCUGAACAAAACACUGGACAAGCUAGAAGAAAAGAUUCGACGAGAAGUUCCAGGCUUCGCCAACUUUCAACAACCUCCAUCGACUGAAGACUUGAAGAAAUUGGCAAGCAAAGGGCCUGUUGUAUCCUUCAACGUCAGCCACAUCAGAAGUGAUGCAUUCAUCAUCAGUCAGACGGACAUCAUAUCUAUCCCACUGCCUGAUCUGAAGGAGGAAGAUCUCACAAACAACGCAAAGCUGUUUUUGGAGGAACCUAUGAUCACGAAAGGUAGCCUAAGGACAAAGAAUACGAGAAACACAUCACUGUUGGGUGUUCUGAAAUGGUUAUGGAAUGUGGCAGUGAAUCCCGUCCUAGAAGCACUGGGAAUUCAUCAGUCGCCGGCAGAUAAGAAGCUACCCCGAAUCUGGUGGACUGCGAGUGGCCUGAUGGCGCUGAUGCCUAUCCACGCCGCUGGAGAUCACACUUCAGAAGCCGCCCCGAACAUAUUUAAUUUCGUCAUUCCGUCCUAUACCACGACACUGAGAGCCCUCGUCUAUGCCCGCGAGAAUAAAUGGAGACCACUCCGAGGCACAGAUUGUGAAUUUGCCUUUAUCGCCUCACCAAACAACGCUAGAUCAAAAGCUCCUUUGACAGUGGAGGAAUCUGCUCGCGAGCUCGAUGAUGCUGUACGACAGCACUGUAGAACGAAGGUGCUCGUGGGACCUACAAAACCUGAGACCCUUGGUAUUCUUGAAUCGUGCAACGCGGUGUACUUCGGAUGCCACGGUGAAUCAACGUCAACCCAACCCUGUAAGAGCUAUCUCCAACUCGGCACCGAUGCUGAAUCGCACUUGACCAUCCAAGAGAUUCAAGGCUCGCGGCAUCAGAAAGCGCAGCUUGCGUACCUGUCUGCAUGCUCCACUGCAAACGUGUCAGCUAGGGAUCUUGUUGAUGAAGUAGUCCAUAUCGCUGGAGCCUUUUCGUUGCUGGGGUUUCGGCAGGUCGUUGGCACGUUCUGGCAGGCUAAGAACACGGCGGCUAGGGUGGUAGCUAAGCGGUUUUAUGAGGAGCUGAUGCUUGGGGACGGUAGCGAUGAGGAUUGUGUUGCGAGGGCUUAUUAUACGGCGGUUAUGGAGCUGAGGGGAAGUAAUGUUCGGGAUCCGUUGGUUUGGGCUACUUUCGCUCACUUCGGGGCCUGA
Messenger RNA from Fusarium oxysporum Fo47, 4077 nucleotides. RefSeq names its product CHAT domain-containing protein. Bases 1 to 4077 code for a protein of 1358 amino acids. The transcript has a single exon. The record is from RefSeq and is a predicted model, not a curated record. NCBI's taxonomy places the organism in Eukaryota, Fungi, Ascomycota, Sordariomycetes, Hypocreales, Nectriaceae. Gene Ontology annotation, molecular function: protein binding.